This is a messenger RNA of Diplodia corticola, 2562 nucleotides long. Its product is annotated as eukaryotic translation initiation factor 3 subunit c. The coding region runs from base 1 to 2562 and encodes 853 amino acids. The record is from RefSeq and is a predicted model, not a curated record. Gene Ontology annotation, molecular function: translation initiation factor binding; RNA binding; translation initiation factor activity. Lineage: Eukaryota; Fungi; Ascomycota; Dothideomycetes; Botryosphaeriales; Botryosphaeriaceae. Gene Ontology annotation, cellular component: eukaryotic translation initiation factor 3 complex. The transcript has 2 exons. Gene Ontology annotation, biological process: translational initiation.
AUGUCCCGUUUCUUCACCGCCGCCGAUAGCUCCAGCGAGAGCAGCUCCGACGAGGAGGAGCUCUACUCUGAGGAGGAGGAAGAAGAAAAGUCGGAAGAGGAAAGCUCAUCGGAGGACGAGUCGGAGGAGGGUUCCAGCGAUGACGACGAUGAAGGAAAGACUGGCGCUGGACGCUUCUUGAGGGACGUGUCCGAUGAAAGCGACAGCGACGACGAGGAGCGCGUCACCGUCGUCAAGAGCGCGAAGGACAAGCGGUUCGAGGAACUCGAGGCCACCAUCAAGGCGAUUGAGAACGCCGAGAAGAUCAACGACUGGGCUGUCAUCGCCUCAGAGUUCGACAAGAUGAACCGUCAAAUACCCGCGCUCGUCAGGCAGAAUAAUGGCAAGUCGCCCAAGCCGUACAUCAGGGCCAUUUCCGAGCUGGAGACCACCAUGAUCGAGACGCUCGAAAAGCAGAAGGUCUCGCCCAAGAAGAUGAACGCCACCAACACGCGCGGCCUGAACGCUGUCCGCCAGCGCAUGCGCAAGCUUAAGCAGGACUACGCUGCCGAGAUCAAGAAGUUCAAGGACGACCCAGAGAAGUUCAUGGCGGACGAUGUGGUUGAGGAGGUUGUUCCCACCCCCAAGAAGACCAAAAAGGCGGUGCCCUCUCUGGGCGCCGAGACCGAGGAGGGCGGCGAUGACGGCUUCAUCACGGUCGACCGUGCCGGCAAGGCUAUGGUCUACACCCCCGAGAGCAUACUCAAGCAUCUCCGCACUAUCGUCGAGGCCCGUGGCCGUAAGAACACCGACCGUUUGGAGCAGAUUCGCACCAUGGAGAAGCUGUACGAUGUCGCCAACACCGAUUAUCAGAAGAUCCGCGUGCUUCUGACUCUGAUCUCCACCCGCUUCGACCUCACCACCGGUACCACCAACCAGAUGACUCAGGAGCAGUGGAAGCUGGCCGAGAAUGAAUUCCGCCGGCUGCUCGAGGUUCUCGAGAACAACCGUGACAUCAUCGUCAUCGAGGGUGCUGAGGAGUGGGAAGAUGACGACAAGCAGCCUGUGCUGACCGAGGGCGAAACCUUCAAGGUCCCCGGCAGCAUCACCUCCUUCAUCGAGCGCCUCGACGAUGAGCUUACCCGCGCCCUCCAGCACAUCGACCCCCACACCGCUGAUUACGUCGAGAGGCUCACGGAUGAGACGACGCUGUACACCAGCAUCUCCCGGACCCAGGUGUACAUCGAGUGGCUGGUUGAGAAGCACGGUGGCACUCAGGACAGCUCGAACCGCGUCGUCAUGCGCCGCCUUGAGCACCUGUACUUCAAGCCCUCGCUGGUCAUCAAGAUUCUGGAGGAGAACUCGUGGAAGGCCAUCCCCACCGGCAUCAAUUCUACUGUCACCCCCCGUGAUGGUUCCACAGAUCCCACCGACCUUAUCGCGACCCUCUGCACGUACUUGUUCAAGCACAGUGAGGGUAUCAUCAGGGCACGCGCUAUGCUUUGCGAAAUCUACCACCUGGCGCUGCAUGACCACUACUACAAGGCUCGUGACAUGAUGCUCAUGUCUCACUUGCAAGAAGGCAUCUCGAACUUCGAUGUCAACACCCAGAUCCUUUUCAACCGGACACUUGUGCAGGUUGGUCUCUGCGCUUUCAGGGCCGGUCUUGUUUAUGAGGCGCAGACUUCUCUGCAGGAGAUCUGUGGUAGCAACAGGCAGAAGGAGCUUCUUGCGCAGGGUCUCCAGAUGCAGCGCUACUCUCAGAUUUCUCCUGAACAGGAACGUCUGGAGAGACAGCGCCAACUGCCAUUCCACAUGCACAUCAACCUAGAGCUGCUGGAGUGUGUCUACCUGACCUGCUCUAUGCUGCUCGAGAUCCCUCUGCUCGCCCAAGUUGGCUCUUCGCCUGACAUCAGGAAGCGGGUCAUCAGCAAGACCUACCGCAGGCUGUUAGAGUACCAUGAGCGCCAGAUCUUCACCGGUCCCCCUGAGAACACCCGCGACCACGUCAUGCAAGCCUCGAAGGCGCUUGCUGCGGGUGAGUGGAAGAAGUCUGCGGACUUCAUCAACUCGAUCAAGAUCUGGGAACUCAUGGCGCAGUCGGAGAAGAUCAAGGUCAUGCUCUCUGAGCAGAUCCAAGAGGAGGGUCUCAGGACUUACCUCUUCACCUACGCGCCCUUCUACGACACUCUCUCCAUUGCUACUUUGGCCUCCAUGUUCGAGCUCCCCGAUCGCAAGGUCUCUGCUGUCGUCAGCAAGAUGAUCUCUCACGAGGAGCUCGCUGCGGCGCUUGACCAGGUCAACAAUGCCAUCAUCUUCCGCAAGGGUGUCGAGCUCUCUCGCCUGCAGAGCCUCGCCCUUACUCUCAGCGACAAGGCCAGCGGCCUCAUCGAGGCCAACGAGAAGACCUUGGAGCAGCGGACACAAGGUAUGGCCAACGCUUUCGAGAGGCAAGGAGGCUCGGGCCGUGGCGGCCGUGGUGGACGCGGUGGUGGCCGUGGUCGCGGCCGGGGCGGAUCGAGCGGCGUGCCUCGUGGCCAGCAGUUCACUGGUGGUGCCCUGGGACGGGCAAUUCAGGCAUAA